Epinephelus moara (kelp grouper) is the source of this 5269-nucleotide messenger RNA. It is a transcript of the gene adgrg4a, whose product is annotated as adhesion G protein-coupled receptor G4a. The coding region runs from base 310 to 3981 and encodes 1223 amino acids. Lineage: Eukaryota; Metazoa; Chordata; Actinopteri; Perciformes; Serranidae. Gene Ontology annotation, molecular function: G protein-coupled receptor activity. The transcript has 29 exons. The record is from RefSeq and is a predicted model, not a curated record. Gene Ontology annotation, cellular component: membrane. Gene Ontology annotation, biological process: cell surface receptor signaling pathway; adenylate cyclase-activating G protein-coupled receptor signaling pathway.
UAAAAGUGGUCACAGGUGGAUUUUGACGCUCACUUUUGCAAACAUUUCAUCAAGUCGAGAUUUUAACGUUAUCAUGUUUGUUAGGUAUCUUUAUUGCUGGAGAUUAAUGAGUAACUCAGGGAACUGCAGGGAGAGGGCGUGGAGGUCUUCUUAUAGAGAAAUGAAGUGACGUUUGCCAGAAGACUCAUGGCUCGGCCAGCUUCUCAGGAGCUGAUACUGAUUGUUUAGAUUCUCACAAGCUCAGAUUUCAAGGAGAUGACGGUGCAGAUGACAACUUGACUGACAUCGGAAGCGUUCUUGUUUGCUACCAUGAACUCCCUCAGGAGCCUGUCUCUAAUCUGUCUCUGUAUACAGCUCCUGGGUUCAACUGCCUCUGCCAGUACCAGCCUGUGGGGUAAGAAGCUGCCGUUCAGGUCUCGUCGGUGUAUAUGGCAGCUACAACCAGAUGUUGUGGUACCAGCCCUGGAGGAGCUGAGUGUAUGCAUGCGUUUACGCUUCACCCAUACAACAGCAUGGACUGGUUUUGACUACCAAGCACCACGUGGGACACACACCGAGCUGUGGCUUGGGGGCAAAGGUACACAGCUGACAGUAUGGCUGUUUGGAGAAAAACACAGCUUGGACAGGGAUUUAAAACUGCAUGAAUGGCACUCUAUAUGUUUCACCUGGUCUGGCCAAGCUCGCAGACUGAGGAUCUACAUAAAUGGAACCAGUCAGCAUGAGGUCUCUGUGAGCCCCGUGCUUCCCCAGCAACUGGCCCCAAACGGCACUCUCACUCUGGGGGUGUCUCAUUAUGUAGACAAAAAUGGUGAGGUGCAGCAGCAGACUGGGAUGGAUCUGCUUGGUGACAUUGGUCUGUUCAGGAUAUGGGCCCGAGAAUGGAGUGCAGAGGAGCUGACGGGGCAGAACUGUGCAGAUGGAGACGUGGUGAGGUGGGACCUGCAGCAGUGGAAACACAACUGUCCUCCCCCUGAGCCUGACAACAGCCUAUACUGUGCAUGGUCACUCUACAAAAUUAAAAUGUGGACAUCCAUAGUUCACUCUACGAAGCCUGGAAAUUGCUCAGUGUCACUGGAGGGAGUCACAAGAAACUGGUUGGAGAGCGUUUUCCCCCACAAUUUUUCUGUCCAUGACAUCCAUAUAUCAUCCCCAAGGCAUAGCUGCCAUGUGGUUAAUAAUUCUGCUGCGCUACUUGCGCAACAACCUCAGGGAUCAAGAGCUCUCUCAAAUUCCAUCUGUGACAAGUGUUUCAGCUGUAGCGUCUAUGUGAAUGUCAGUCCUGCUGCUAAUGUAGAAGUGGUUCAGACAAGCAUUGCCUCGUUGCUGAGUUCCACCUUCUCUUAUGACUUCCUCAACCUGUCAGCUGAUCCUAACAGCAUCAGUAUACUACCUGUGGAGUUAUUCCCUGUAGGCCCGCUGCCAACUGUCAGCACGGGUGCACCUACAUCAGAAGCAGGUCCGACUCAAAGUCUGUCAGCUCGACCUGCUAACAUGUCAACGACAGGAGACCCUCUAGAUCUCAACGAGACUGCCGUUGGGCCAGACACAUUCUUCAGAGUUAACCUGACCUUAAGUAUGACUGGCAGCCCGACGAAACCAGAGGAUAUCAUUGAGAAAUGGGUGAAAGAACAGCUGCAGGUGAAGAAGACUAUGACUGUGCUGAAUCUCAUCAUAAAGGAGAAUGUUGGCAGGCACAUGGAGCAGAACAACGGACUCCUGCUUUUCCACGGCCAACAAAAAGAAUAUUACUGCACCUUCCAUGUACAGGAAUACAACAAGAACAGUGUGGCAGACAGUAAAGCUUUUAUAAAUGCUGCCCUGACGACAAAGUAUGACAAUGGCUCCAUUGUUAUUCAAACUACAGAUGUGGUGAUCAAGCACAUACUGCCGGCAAACUGUUUAGAAGAAACAACUUCAACAAUCUAUGGCUCAUACAUUUGGCCUGAAGCAUUUCCACAAGUCGACCAAGUCAUGGGAUGCAAAGAGCCAAAUUCAGGGAGAGCCUCCAGGCUUUGUAAGUUAGACAUUGAAACUGACAACACCAGCUGGGCUGAUCCUGACAUGACACAGUGCGACCCGCUUGUGACCAUAUCAGACCUCGACAAUAUCACUGUGACCACUGGUAACGCAGCUGAGGUUGUGGACAUGAUCCAGGACCUUGUGGAUGUUCAGCUGGGGGACAGUGCAGAGCUCUCUUCCUCCGAGCUGGACACAGUGGUGGAGAAGCUCAGUGAAGUGGUUAAUAUCAGCAGUGUCAAACCUGCUGUCGGUGCCAACAUUGUCAAUAUUGUUUCAGAUAUCCUGCUUUCCAAAACUGACAUCACUCCAGUGGCGAGCAUUGUCCUCGAUCUGACGGACAGAAUGGGGAACAACAUGGAUUUCCCAGAGGAAUCUGUCAGCAUCACAGCACCCUCGCUGGCCCUGUCCAUGAUCAAUGUAGAUCCAAAUGAAUUCAGAGGCCUCACCUUUGGUGUAUCUGCACUUUCACCAGUCCUGAAUCCAGAGGUUUUUGUCAACCAGAGCUUUGCGAGUGAACCACUCCCUGGCACAGAUGCAACAAUCUCUCUGCCCGCUGAAGUCCAUGACUUUUUCAAUCCUGGAGAAAGAAAUAAAACUCGUGUCCAGUUUCAGUUCUAUGGAACAGACGACCUUUUUCAGGUACCUACUGAUCCACACACGACUAAUGCAACACACAGCGGGUUGAUGUUGAAUUCCUAUAUAGUUUCUGCCAGCAUCAAUAACAGCACUGUCAACAACCUGAAAGAUCGAGUGGUGGUGACCUUCAGACACAAAAAACUCAAACAGCCAGGAGACCAGGUGCAGUGUAUGUUUUGGGAUUUCCAGAAAAAUGGUGGACAGGGCAGUUGGAACAGCAGAGGUUGUGAAACGCGGAGUGUUUCUGCUAAUCAGACCAGCUGUCUCUGCGAUCACCUCACACAUUUCGCUGUGCUCCUGGAUGUAUCCAGAACACCUAUCAGUGAGGCCGACAGUCAGAUUCUGACAGUGAUCUCGUAUCUUGGUUGUGGUAUAUCCUCCAUCUUUCUGGGCAUCACUGUUCUCACCUACCUUGCCUUUGAGAAGCUGCGUCAAGACUACCCGUCUAAAAUACUCAUCAACCUGUCAGCCGCUCUGCUAGGGUUGAACAUGCUCUUCCUCCUAGACUCCUGGCUCUCAUCUUUCUCCAACUACGGUCUGUGCAUCGCCACUGCUACCACGCUGCAUUACUUCCUGUUGGCUUCGUUCACCUGGAUGGGCCUGGAGGCUGUGCAUAUGUACCUUGCUCUGGUCAAGGUCUUCAACAUCUACGUUCCCUCCUACAUCCUCAAGUUCUGCAUUGUAGGAUGGGGUGUUCCUCUGGCCAUAGUCAGCCUGGUGCUCGCCAUAGAUAAAGAUGCUUACGGGAACAGUGUGGCUGAAGACGCUGCGGUGAUUCAGUCCACUGAUCAGUUCUGCUGGCUGCAGAAUGACGUCUUCUUCUACAUGACGGUGGUGGCAUUUGUCCUUCUGAUCCUGUUUUGCAACAUCUGUGUGUUCAUCGUGGUUUUGGUCCAGAUCAGAAGGAUGAGGGCCAAUAAGCAGUCAGCAAACAGCCCCAGCUAUGUGCAUGACUUGAGGGCGGUGGCCAGUCUCACCGUCCUGUUAGGCCUGACGUGGUCAGUGGGCUUUUUUUCAUUUGGGCCAGGCAGAGUGGUCCUGAUUUACCUCUUCACCAUCUUCAACUCUUUCCAAGGGUUCUUUAUCUUUUUGUUCCACUGCCUGAUGAAAGAAAACGUGAGGAAACAGUGGAGGAUCCACUUGUGCUGCGGACGCUUCAGACUCAGUGAUUACUCAGACUGGAGCCGUUCUGUCACAGUGGGCGAUCACUUCAAAAAGAACCAUCUUGCUAACUCUGACUCAGUCGCCUCUGACAACACCUCCUCCAUCAGGAAGGUCUCCGACUCCUCUACGGGAUCAGCACCAAAGCACCACCAGGGGGCGUGAGCAGGCCUCUGUCGGUGCCACUCUGUGCAACUCUCCCUUUCAAGGUCCAUUAAUCACAAACACUGACAGAAGAAAGUAGAACAGCUCCGUGUGUGUUAUGGGCAGGGAAGGAUCAAAUAAAGCACACAUACAGGGAGAUACAAUGGGUCCGUGGACACUCCUUCAUCAGACAUGAAAAUUAUGAUAAUACUGCACUGACAGCCAUGUCAAAAUACAGCAAAGAAGUAUGCCCUAAAAAGUGCUUAUUUUAUUCAGACAGCCCAAUUUACAGUUCACCUUCAAGGUUUACAUUUCUGCUUUCACUGGACUGUUGAAGGACAGAUGCUUGAAAAAAUAUUUUGUGUUUGUAAAACUUUUAGUGAAGUAAUGAGUAACAGGAAGCAGCAAAAUUUUUCCACUUAAAUCUAAUGUGAAAGAUCUGUAACCAAGAACUGUUCAAGGACAAAACAUGAGAAACUGUGGUCAUGAUUUUUUUUUUUUUUUUUUUUUUGGUAAGACAUGAGAUGUUGUAUGUGCACAGCUCAGUUUCCUGCCUGCUUAUUCUUCAGAACUUAAAAUUUCUACUGCUCAUGUUUCCUUUGAAAAUGUUUUUAAAGUGGAAAGGGACACGUUUUUGGUGCUUUAACAUAUCAUUAUGAAGUAAAACUUGAUUGGCUGUAGAAUAAUGACACCAUCAGCAUUUAGAUUGGUUCCCUAUAAGUCUCGCUUUCACUCUGCAAUUCUGUCUGCCACCAGGUACGAUUUACCAGGAAAAUGAAGCCUCGAUUUACGGCACAAAGGAAGUGUGACAACCAUUAAAACAACCAAGACAGGAGGAGGAGAGUGCUUUUGUUUUCCUCAGAAGCUAUCAGUAGCUGUCCCCAGUUACCAAAGUGAAUCACUGAAAAGUUCUUUGCAGGUACUACCCCUAGAAGUGGAAAUGGCAGAUGGUGGGACAACUGAAGUAGCUGUGGAAACUGUGGUAGUUGCUAAGCUCUGAGGAAAAUGGAAGCAAUCUGGUUGCCUUUGUGUCAGUGGCUCAAAUAAUAAUACCACUUUGAACAAUGGAAAAGUUGUCUGUUUCCACUUUAAAUGUAUUCUUUAUUUCAAUGAUAAGAAAAUAUUCAUGUACGUUUUGUGAGCGUCUGAAGAUUGCUUUUGUGUGUGUGUGGAGAUUACAACCCAUCAAGAUCACGUCUGAUUUUUUCUGACUGUAAACUAAAUGCUAAUGUUAUUUUAGGACUGACUGGAAACCCUCUGGGAGCCCACACUACAAAGUGUGUUAAAAUAAAGUGAUUAUUUUCUUAAA